Messenger RNA from Kogia breviceps (pygmy sperm whale), 2037 nucleotides. NCBI's taxonomy places the organism in Eukaryota, Metazoa, Chordata, Mammalia, Artiodactyla, Physeteridae. The record is from RefSeq and is a predicted model, not a curated record.
GGGUAAUUUUGUCAAAGGUGAGCUGGUCUCCCUCAACUGAACUGCCAGCCCAUGUCUAGGAGACCUUAGCAUCUGGAAUCUGGAUACUUCACAAUUGUCUCCCUUGCAGGGAAAUUGAGAUCACCAGGAUUCAUCUGCCAUUUUGGACCCUUUGCUGCCACUUGCCAGGUGGCCCCCACUGCUGAGGAAAAGUGAUGGAUUUCCCAGUCUCCCUGGACUCCUACCAGCGAGUACGUCUUCCCAGCAGUCUCUCCUUCCUCACUCACCUCCUCCUCCUCCUUCAUCCUGGGGAGAUGCACUCAGAGGAGGUCAGGGUGAUAGGCCAUGGGGAACCCAUUCUGGCACACGUCGGGGAUGAGGUGGAAUUCUCGUGCCACCUGUCGCCGUACCGGGACGCCGAGCACAUGGAGAUCCGCUGGUUCCGGAGCCAGGCCUCGGACGUGGUGCACCUGUACCGGGAGCGGCAGGAGUUCUAUGGCCAGCAGAUGGCGCAGUUCCAGAACAGGACCGAACUCGUCACGGACGAGAUCGCUGAUGGCAGCGUGACCCUGAGGCUCCACCCCGUGGUCCCCGCCGACGAGGGUCCAUACGGGUGCCGCUUCCUCUCCAGCGACUUCACUGGGGAAGCGGUCUGGGAGCUGGAGGUGGCAGGGCUGGGCUCGGACCCUCACAUCUCCCUUGAGGGCUUCAAGCAGGGAGGCAUUCAGCUACGGUGCAGCUCCAGUGGCUGGUACCCCAAGCCACAGUCUCAGUGGAGAGACCAUCAGGGACGAUGCCUGCCUCCAGAGACUGAAGUCAUCGUCAAGGAUGCCCAAGACCUGUUCAGUCUGGAAACCUCUGUGGUCGUCCAAGGUGGGACCCACAGCAACGUGUCCUGCUCCAUCCAGAACCCCCUCCUGGGCCAGAAGAAAGAGUUCGUGGUCCAGAUAGCAGACGUAUUUUUACCCGGAACCUCUCCCUGGAAGAGAGCUUUCCUCGGGACGCUGGUGGGAGCGCUGCUCGUCCUGGCUCUCCUCCCGACGCUGGCGCUGUACUUCUUUCGGAAGCAACGGAGGUCCCAAGAAAAGCUGAAGAAGCAGGCGGAGAAGGACACAGGGAAACUUCAAGUGGAGCUGGACUGGAGAAGGGCCGAAGGCCAGGCGGAGUGGAGAGCAGCCCAACAACAUGCAGUGGAUGUGACCCUGGAUCCUGGCUCCGCCCACCCCAGCCUUGAGGUGUCCGAGGAUGGCAAGAGCGUGUCCUCCCGCAGGAUGGCGCCAGGCUCAGCGGACGGUGACCCCCAGCGGUUCUCCGAGCAGAUGUGCGUUCUAAGCCGGGAGCGCUUCUCCACGGGCCGCCACUACUGGGAGGUGCACGUGGGCCGCCGCAGCCGCUGGUUCUUAGGUGCGUGCCUGGCAGCGGUGCCGCGCGUAGGGCAGGCGCGCCUGAGCCCGGCGGGUGGCUACUGGGUGAUGGGGCUGUGGAACGGCUGCGAGUACUUCGUGCUGGACCCGCACCGCGUCGCGCUCACCAUGCGCGUGCCACCCCGGUGCGUGGGCAUCUUUCUGGACUGCGAGGCGGGAAAGCUGUCCUUCUUCAAUGUAUCCAAUGGCUCCCACAUCUUCACCUUCACGGACACCUUCUCUGGGACACUCUGCGCGUAUUUCAGGCCUAGAGCCCAUGACGGCAGCGAACACCCAGAUCCACUUACCAUCUGCCCACUGCCAGUUAGAGAGAAACGCAUCCCCGAAGAAGAGGACAGUGACACCUGGUUACAGCCCUAUGAGCCCUCGGACCCCGCCCUGGCCGUGUGGUGAGGUGCCCUCGUGGCCACAGGACUGGGUCCUGGGCGGCUUCCUGGAUACCCAGUCAGUGCUUUGCUCUCCUGCUUCCUCUAGACAGAACAAAUACACCGACGCCAGUGUAUGAACCAAAACACCAGCAAAGGCUUAAAAGGCUCAGUAUAGCAGAAAUGGGAAAAAGGGAGACCUUUGCCUAUGUAUCAAUAGAUGUGUAUGUGUACAUGUAUAAAUAUGAUUUUCUUUGAUUAAAAAAAAA